AUGCUUGGCAUUAAAUUUGGUAACUCUACUAUAGUUGUCCACCACAUUUCAGAUACUCGCAGUGAAAGGAAUGCUAUUUUACCUCUUACUUUCCAAGGAAAAGAAACUAUCCCUUCCUACGUUAUGAUUCAAGAAGAAGGUUCAGUAGAAUAUGGAAUUUACGCUAAACAUCAGAUUGUUAGAUAUCCUUCAAGAGUAAUUUUCGGAGUUAAACACUUGAUUGGUCAUAAAUAUCACGAUUGUUCAGUUCAGAAACUUUUGGAGAAUGUUGGUUUCGAAAUUCAGCCUGAUGAAGAUGAUAAUCCAUUAAUCGUAGUUGACGGCAAGAAAUACAUCCCAGAAGAAAUUCUCGGUUUCUUGUUAGAAUAUGUGAAGGAUACAUGCAAGAGCUGUACAGGCCAAGAAGCUACAGACUGUGUCAUUACUGUUCCUGCAUACUUCAACAGCGCACAAAGAAAUGCUGUCAAAACUGCUGCAAGAAUCGCCAACUUAAAUGUCUGCAAAUUCCUCAGCGAACCAACAGCUGCUGCCAUCGCCUACUACAACAUCGAGCCAAAGGAUAAUAUUCAUUUGUUAGUUUUCGACUUUGGUGCUGGUACACUCGAUGUUUCCAUCGUUUACAUUGAUGGCCGGGUAUUCAUUGUCAAAGCUGUCGCUGGUAACUCAAACUUAGGUGGCGCGGAUAUAGAUAAAAUCAUCGCUGACCAUUGCAUUGAACAGUUCCAGCCUGAUUUUAAUCCAAAAGAUCCAAACAACAAGAAAAGCAUGGUAGCUCUUCUUCAGUCAGCAGAAGAAGCAAAGAUAGCACUUAGCUCAAAGAGUAGCUCACAGAUUACCAUUCCAAACUUUUACAAUGGCCAAGAUCUUACUCUUAGUCUUAGUGCUAUGAGGCUCAACAGCUUGAUUAGACAUAAAAUACUUGACCAAAUUCCAACUCCAAUCCAUUCUGCCCUCAAAGCAGCUGGUCUCAAGCCAACUAACAUUGAUGGUGUAUUACUUGUCGGUGGUUCUAGCAUGAUCCCAGCUGUUAAAGAGAAACUUGAAGAAAUCUUCCCAGGAAAGAUCUAUCCUUACUUAAAUUCAUUGAAGGCUGUAUCUGAUGGUGCAGCCACAAUUUGCCAGAAGAUACUGAAUGAUCAACUCAAAGACUUCGAAGAUGUUAAGGAUUAUGUCAAUCCAGGAACAAUCGCUGUCGUAGAUGUUCAGCCAAUUUCCAUUGGCAUCAAGACUGUAAACGACACAUUCCAGAAAUUCAUCAACGCCAACGAGCCAAUCCCACAGGAGACCCAAAUGGAAUUCAAGAUCAAAGAUACAUCUACUUUCACCAUCGAAAUCUACCAAGGUGAAAGCACCAAGUGCUCAGAAAACGUAUUCCUCAGAGAUGUCACUUUCAUGAAUAUUCCAAGGGAAUGUACAAAAGUUUUUCUUAAAAUUGCUAUUAACAAUGAAGGUAUGCUCGUUGUCGAAGCUACUGAUCCAGAAACACAAUACGCCCAGACAUUCGACUUCUGCCACGAUGGCAAACUCAAUGAUGAAAUGGUUCAGGAGAUUAUCAGAAGGCAUAAGGCCGCAAAUGAAACUGGAAAGAAGAAGGCUGAAGAAAAAUUAACUCAAGUGUACGAUGAUAACAGGAGGUUGAAGUGCAUCAACAAAGAUUUAUUCAGGGAAAUUCAGAAUCAAAUCAAUGAUGCAUUUGAUGAAAUUGAUGAUAUAGAUGAUUCAGCAGACUUCAGGAAAUUCUUUGAACUUGCUGAUGAAAUCAGUAAGAAGAUUCGGAGCAAUAUUUAG
Messenger RNA from Trichomonas vaginalis G3, 1788 nucleotides. RefSeq names its product ATP binding. Gene Ontology annotation, biological process: cellular response to unfolded protein; protein refolding. The record is from RefSeq and is a predicted model, not a curated record. Gene Ontology annotation, molecular function: heat shock protein binding; ATP hydrolysis activity; misfolded protein binding. Bases 1 to 1788 code for a protein of 595 amino acids. Gene Ontology annotation, cellular component: cytoplasm. NCBI's taxonomy places the organism in Eukaryota, Parabasalia, Trichomonadida, Trichomonadidae. The transcript has a single exon.